UCUCUCUCUCUCUCUGCCUACAUCCUCUCUGUCUGUCCUCCUUUCCUUCCUCCCUUUUGUUCAUUCCCUCCUCUCAAAAGACAACAUAAACAAGUAUAGAUAGAGAGAGAGAGAGAGAGAGAGAGAGAGAGAGAGAAAGACCAAGGAAAAAGAAUACCAGAAAAGAUACUACUACAACAACUACUACUACUAGUAGUGAGCCAUGGAAGAAGAAUCUAAGCAAGUGAGGAGGAAAAGCACUUCCAGGAAGUGCACUUCAGUUGUGGGCACUAGGCCCAACUCCACUGCUCUAAUGGAGCUCUACAACUCAAGGCAGCACCACCACCACCACCACCACCACCACCACUACCACCACUACCACCACCACCCCCCAUCCCAAAACUGCUUCUGCUUCCACAGAGGAGCUCAACCUUACCCAGCCCUUCUCCCUCUCCCUCUCACCCUCCCCCUCCCCCUCCCCCUCCCUCCCCCUGUCCUCUUCUACAUCCCUCCUGCAACUCCACUUCCCCUAAUAAACAAAACCAACACCCCCAAAUCCAAACCCCAUCUGCACAAGUCUGCCACUACUGCCUGGAAGCACAAGUCAGGAAGUGCUUCUUCACUGGAACCUGAAGUUGCAGUCUCACCUCCCCUCCCUCAUGGUAUUGAAGUGAUACAGGAGAAAGCCAACCUGUUAAUUGAGAAGGAAAGCCCCCAAACUGCUGUUGAUUGUUUAGGCUCCCAUGAGAGGCCUUCGCCGAGCCCACAAGCAAUGCUUGUGGUGCGACGGCCGGAUUCCGGCGGCACUGAAGGCCCCGCGAUACCUCUCCUCGCGAACCAUUUUCUUGUACAAUUCGAUCCCUCGCAGAAAAUUUUCCACUACGAUGUGACCAUAUCCCCACAGCCGUCGAAAGAAGUCGCGCGAAUGAUCAAGAGAAAGCUAGUUGAGGAGAACUCCGACGCGCUCUCCGGCUCCCUUCCGGUAUUUGACGGCCGCAGGAGUCUGUACAGUCCUGUAGAGUUCGAAGAAAACAAGCUCGAGUUCUUCGUUAACUUGCCGCUCCAGAAGCAGAAGCACAAGCUUUUCAGGGUGAACAUCAGAUUGGCCGCGAAAUUAAGCGGCGAGGAUUUGAAUAAGUAUUUGAACGAAGAAGGCGAGGAUGGAGCUCCUCUCCCCCAGGAUUAUCUUCAAGCAUUGGAUGUCGUUCUCCGAGAGAGCUCGACCGAGAGUUGUAUCCCUUUAGGGAGGUCUUUGUAUUCGAGCUCCAUGGGCGGAGCGAAAGAGCUCGGCGGAGGAGCCGUCGGAUUGAGAGGCUUUUUCCAGAGCCUGAGGCCCACAAAGCAAGGCCUUUCUCUCAACGUCGAUUUCUCCGUAACUGCUUUCCACGAAAGCGUAGGCAUCAUCGCCUACUUACAGAAGCGCUGCGACUUCUUAAAAGAUCUUUCGCAGAGGAAGAACAGGGGAUUGAUCGAAGAAGAGAAGAGGGAGGUGGAGAAGGCUUUGAAGAAUAUUAGAGUGUUUGUUUGCCACCGAGAGACGGAGCAGAGAUAUAAGGUCUUCAGCUUAACCGACGAGGCGACGGAGAAACUCAAGUUCAGGGACCGGAGCGGGAGGGAUAUGACGGUGGUGGAUUACUUCAAGGAUCAAUACAACCACGACAUACAAUUCCGGAACCUUCCGUGCUUGCAAAUUAGUAGAAGCAAGCCGUGUUAUCUACCGAUGGAGCUCUGCGUGGUUUGCGAAGGCCAAAAAUUUUUGGGGAAGCUUUCGGAUGAGCAAACUGCGAGGAUACUUAAGAUGGGGUGCCAACGGCCCGGAGAGAGGAAAGAUAUUAUCAAGGGCGUUGUAGGAGGGGAAUUGGGCCCAACAAGUGGAUCCUAUGCUAAUCAGUUCAAGCUCCAAGUAUCGCGAGAGAUGACCCAACUUUGCGGGAGAGUGCUUCAACCUCCCAAGCUAAAAUUUGGCGAUGGCGGGCACGUCAAAGAUAUUACUCCAAACCGACACGAUCGGCAGUGGAACUUGCUCAACAGCCACGUGGCCGAGGCCUCCAAGAUCAGAAGAUGGGCCCUGAUAAGCUUCGGCGGCUCCCCCGAGCAGCACUUUUGCGUCCCAAAAUUCAUAAACCAGCUUUCUAAUCGGUGCGAGCAGCUUGGUAUUCUAUUGAACAAGAACACGAUUGUUAACCCGCUGUUCGAGCAUAUUCAGCUGCUCAACAAUGUGGCUUCUUUGGAAAUCAAGCUCAGGAAGAUCCAAGAAGCUGCUUCUGGGAACCUGCAGCUGCUUAUCUGUGUGAUGGAGAAGAAGCACAAGGGUUACGCCGAUUUGAAGAGAAUUGCGGAGACUUGUAUCGGUGUUGUGUCGCAAUGUUGCUUAUACUCCAAUUUAAGCAAGCUUACAUCACAGUUUUUAGCAAAUCUAGCCCUUAAGAUCAAUGCUAAGCUCGGUGGGUGCAAUGUGGCGUUAUACAACACUUUGCCCCGCCAAAUUCCGAGGAUUUUCUCUGAUGACGAGCCGGUGAUGUUCAUGGGUGCGGAUGUGACACACCCGCAUCCGCUCGAUGAUUAUAGUCCGUCGGUUGUUGCAGUGGUGGGCAGCAUGAACUGGCCUGCGGCAAAUAAGUACAUUUCGAGGAUGAGAUCGCAGACCCACAGGAAGGAAAUCAUCGAAAGCCUCGACGACAUGGUCGUAGAGCUUUUCGAGGAGUUCCUCUUGGAAGCCCAUAAGCUCCCUAGUAGAAUCAUUUUCUUCCGAGACGGGGUUAGCGAGACUAUGUUCUACAAAGUGCUCAAAGAAGAGCUGCAGGCUAUAAAAGCCGCGUGCUCGCGAUUCCCAAAGUACAAGCCGUCAAUCACUUUCAUCGUGGUGCAAAAGAGGCACCACACAAGGCUGUUUCUGAACGAAGAGAACGGCUUAUCGAAGAAGCCGUUCGACGAGAACAUACCGCCGGGGACCGUGGUCGAUACGGUGAUCACCCACCCGACAGAAUUCGACUUCUACUUGUGCAGCCACUGGGGGAUGAAGGGGACUAGCAGGCCAACACAUUACCAUGUCUUGUGGGAUGAGAACCACUUUAACUCUGAUGAAGCGCAAAAGUUGAUCCACAAUCUAUGCUAUACCUUUGUGAGGUGCACUAAACCGGUUUCUAUCGUUCCUCCUGCUUAUUACGCUCAUCUUGCCGCUUAUAGAGGGAGAUUGUAUCUUGAGAGGUCGGACUACGCGGCGUGUACGAGGCCGAAACUUUAUAGAAAUACUCCUUUGCAGACUACGCCGCUUCCGAAGCUCAGAGAUAAUGUUAGUAAGCUUAUGUUUUACUGCUGAGAUCCGCGUGUCAGUACAGGCAUAAACAAUGUGUUAGAAGCUCACAACAUUCGGCAUCGCGCACUGUUUCAUCAUAUCGACCGCAAUGCCGUGGUUGAUCUGAUCUUUUGGCUUCUGAAGGAGGUUUCCGCCGGAUUGUCACUUUAUGGCUUGUUUAGCAGCUUUAAUAUGUGAAACACUCUGGUAGUACAUGUUUCUUUUUCUCUUUCUUUUUGUUGUUGAAAGAUUUAUAUCUGUUCCUUUUUCUGGUGAUCGGAAUUGUAAUUUGUAUAUCCAACUACAAAUGUUAUCUUGUGAA
This is a messenger RNA of Ananas comosus (pineapple), 3596 nucleotides long. RefSeq names its product protein argonaute 7. Gene Ontology annotation, molecular function: RNA binding; protein binding. Gene Ontology annotation, biological process: regulatory ncRNA-mediated post-transcriptional gene silencing. The transcript is spliced from 3 exons. The coding region runs from base 203 to 3298 and encodes 1031 amino acids. NCBI's taxonomy places the organism in Eukaryota, Viridiplantae, Streptophyta, Magnoliopsida, Poales, Bromeliaceae. The record is from RefSeq and is a predicted model, not a curated record. Gene Ontology annotation, cellular component: cytoplasm.